AUGUACGAGUCCUUCAGACCGGAGUGGUACGCCCUGAAAGACAAGUCACAGCCAGGAAAGUGAGUUGUUCAUGAUUUCAUCAUAGGAUGAUAGUCCAGUUUCACAAUUCUGUUUAAAUAGGUGAUGAGGAAAGCACAGCAUUGGGUGGAAAAUCUCACCUAAUAUUUACACCUGGAUUAUUAUUUUGCGUUAUCUAUACAUUAAAAUGAAUGUCACUUCUCCCAGUGUAGAAAUGACCAUGAUUUGUACUGUAUGUUUGUCAGGAGCCCCUCCAUUAUGGGCAUACUAGUGGUUGAUCGCCUGUUCUUUGGGGAAAUUGGUGCUCUCGAUGGUGGUAUGAAGAUCUAUGGAGGUGAAAAUGUUGAACUGGGCAUCCGGGUAAGCCCGUCUGCUACAGUUGCUAAAUGAAUGUUUGAAAUCAAAGCAGACUUGUGUUUGCAGAAUUAUUUUAUGUUCUUGAUUCAUUCAGUUUGAACAAACCAAUCUAUAUCCAACAUCUAGACACUUCAGUCUAUAUCUAAAAAUUAUUCCUUCUCUCUUGGUGUUUGGUUUUCCUAGGUGUGGCUGUGUGGUGGAAGUGUUGAGGUCAUACCUUGUUCUAAAAUAGCCCACAUCGAGAGGGCCCAUAAACCCUAUCUCCCCGAUCUGAGCAUUACAAUGAAGAGGAAUGCUCUGAGAGUGGCUGAGGUCUGGAUGGAUGAAUACAAACAGAAUGUCAACAUCGCCUGGAACCUCCCACUGAAGGUACUGUACAGAACAAACCAUUCAAAAAGUAGGUUUUGUUCAGCUGCUCCUAUAGAAUAACAAUAAUCGCUGUUAUGCAUGCUUUGUGUUUGAAAAGAAGUAGACUAGACAGUAAAUAUUAUGAAAACUGUUUAUUACUCAAUGCCAUAAUAAAGAUCAUAGGAUCUAUAUGAAAUGAUGGAGGUAAACAAAAAUGGAUAAUAGGUGGAUUGUUCACAUGGCCUGUGUUUCUGAUUUAGAAAUCUUCCUCUUUCUCACCACAGGACCAUGGCAUAGACAUUGGGGAUGUUUCAGAGAGGAAGAAGUUGAGAAAGAGGCUGAACUGCAAGCCCUUCCAGUGGUAUCUGGACAACGUGUAUCCCAUGUUAGACCCCUGGGUGACUUGCUUGGUUAUGGAGCUGUGAGUGAGGCUGAAACAUUUAUCAUUGUUCUGGAAUUAUUUCCUCACCAACUGUUUGUUGGCAUGCAUGGCAUCCUUCUUUCAAUAGGAUGCAGGGCCACCCAACUAGAAUCGCCAGGUCGCAGUUGUAAAUGAGAACUUGUUCUCAACUGGCUUACCUGGUUAAAUAAAGGUGAAAAAAAAUAAUAAGAAGAAAUCCAACUCAUUAUCAGGAUAGGAAUCUGCACUUUUAUAAUGUUAGGCCUACUGCUGCUAGGUAGCUCUCUCUCUGCUCUCUCCCUCCCCUCUGUCUGUCCUUGAUUGCAGGAGUGAAGUCUGGUGUGCGGGAGUCAGGGUUCCAGCUGCAGCUCAUUCACCAUAAUCACCUCAGCCUUUAAGACCCGGUCAAACUUACCACUCAUCGUCAGAUCAUAGUCAAGACAACCAUGUUAGUCUCGCUGCCGACUCAACCUGUCUGUUUUCGCUCUUGUGUUUUUUGGCCUGUCUAUUUACUUUUUCUCCUGUGCCACAGAUAUUUGGAACCUGACUCCUGCCUCCGCUUCACUCCUGCCACCACCAUCCUGUUCUCCACUAUCGGACCUCUCCUUUGGACUCACCACGGACACUAGGACAUUACGGUACCACACCUGCCCUGACCUGGAUCUGUUACCCUCCCUGUAACCUGGACUUGCUCUUCCCCAUUUAUUGGAAACCUGGACUAUUGAACAUUAUAAUAAACCUGUUAAAACGUCUCUGGCUUGGUGUACUUGUCUGCAUUUGGGUUCUAUCCAGUUAAGUCAUAACAGUAUGAUCUGACCAACAUGAACCCAGCAGACAGUAGCUCGGAUACCACCCCAGAGUGCACUCAAAUUUGGACUGCCAUAGCCAAUCAGGGCAUUUUACUUGGCCAACAUGAUACCCUGUUUAAGACGAUUGCUGAGGACAGUCAGGUGCUGCUUAAUCAGGUUCAAUUACUCUCCAAUCAAGUGUCUGCCCUUACUACCCCUUCAGCCCAGAUCAGAGAGCCUUUUGUUCCUGCUCCAGAGCGCUAUGACGGGAACAUGGGAACCUGUGGCGAUUUUUUGACUCAAUGCUCGCUAGUGUUUGAACAACAGCCCCUCACCUACGCCUCAGAAAGAGCCCGUAUUGCCUACCUUAUCAACUCUACUAGCGGUUCCGCUCGUGCCUGGGGAUCCGCGGUAUGGGAGAGUCAGUCGGACAUUUGCAACGCUUACGUUGCCUUCACCACGGAGAUGAGGAAGGUUUUUGACCACCCAGUACGAGGCAAGGAGGCUGCGAAACGGUUGUUUUCUCUUCGGCAGGGGGCUCGUGGUGUGGCGGAGAUGGCAGUGGAGUUUCGGACUUUAGCAGCAGUGAGUGGUUGGAAUGACGAGGCACUACAAGGAGUGUUCAUCAAUGCUUUGUCUGAGACUUUAAAAGAUGAAUUGGUGUCAUAUGAUGAAUCGCCUACGCUGGAUAAUCUUAUUUCACUCACUAUCAGGUUGGAUAAUCGGAUUCGGGAGCGCCGCCGGGAGAGGAGUGUUAGUUCCAAGCAACCUGUCUGUCAUCAACAAACUCCUCCCUGCAUCGUCCCUACGGAGAAAGCCGGGUCUUCCCGAGUCGAUACGAGGAGCACUGAACCCGAAGCCAUGGAGGUGGGUCGUGCACGGUUGUCCUCAGAGGAGCGUGCACGUCGUAUUCAGGCUCGGGUCUGCCUGUAUUGUGGAGAAGCUGGUCAUUUCGUUCCUUCCUGCCCAGUUCGUCCGGGAAAAGGGCCGGCUCAUCAUUAAUGGGAGAAGUUUUGGUGAGCCGAGCAGCGGAUUCUUCCUCUUCUCCCCGCAUUCUGCUCCAGGCAUCCCUCCAGUGGCAGUCCCAGAAUUUCUCUGUUAGUGCGCUGAUUGACUCUGGUGCCGACGAAAGCUUUUUGGAUAGAGAGUGGGCUCAACAAAUGGAUUUGGAGACUGUUCCUAUGGACUGUCCGCUGCAGGCUAAGGGUCUAAAUGGACAAUUGUUGACCCGUAUUACCCAUCAGACUGUUCCUGUUUGUCUUAGAGUGUCGGGAAAUCAUCAGGAGAACAUUCAAUUCCAUAUUAUCGACUGCCCACAGACUCCCCUGGUCCUUGGUAUCCCCUGGCUCAUAAGACACAAUCCACACAUUGAUUGGGUGACAGGUAGCAUUGUUUCAUGGAGCACAUUUUGUCAUGUGAAUUGUUUGUGUUCUGCUCAGACUCCUGCCAGUACUGUGCCUCAACCUCCACUGGAGUCCAUGGAUCUUUCUGUUGUUCCUGACGUGUAUCAUGACCUGGCAUCCGUUUUCUGCAAACACAGAGCUACUUCUCUUCCUCCUCACCGGCCUUACGACUGCGCCAUUGACCUCCAGCCAGGAGCCCCGCUCCCCAGCAGUCGCCUGUACAAUCUCUCCCGCCCGGAGACGGAGGCUAUGGAGAACUACAUUCGGGACUCCUUGGGGGCAGGUAUUAUUCGUCCUUCCUCGUCACCUGUAGGAGCGGGAUUCUUUUUUGUUGCUAAAAAGGAUAAGACCCUCAGACCCUGUAUUGAUUACCGUGGACUUAACAACAUCACCAUUAAGAACAAGUAUUCUCUGCCUUUGAUUAAUUCUGCUUUUCCCCUCCUUCAUGGUGCUACCAUUUUUACGAAACUGGAUUUACGAAAUGCGUAUCACCUGGUGCGCAUUCGUAAAGGGGAUGAAUGGAAGACUGCCUUCAACACACCCUUGGGACAUUUUGAGUAUCUGGUUAUGCCUUUUGGGUUGUCCAAUGCCCCUGCUGUUUUUCAGGCACUAGUCAAUGAUGUCCUUCGGGACAUGUUGAAUCGGUUUGUUUUUGUCUAUCUGGAUGAUAUCUUAAUUUUCUCAGAGUCCUCCCAGGAACAUGAACUGCAUGUGCGCCAGGUGUUGCAAAGGUUGUUGGAGAACAAACUGUUUGUGAAGAUGGAGAAAUGUGAAUUUCAUGUGUCUGAGACCUCUUUUUUGGGUUACAUCAUAGCUCAGGGGGAGUUGCGGAUGGACCCAGCUAAGAUCUCUGCUGUCACGGACUGGCCAGCCCCCUCCACCCGCAAACAACUUCAACGAUUCCUGGGGUUUGCGAACUUCUAUAGGAGGUUCAUCAAGGACUACAGCCGCAUUGCGGCGCCACUCACCGCUCUCACCUCCAUCUCACGACCGUUCGCUUGGAAUGAAGGGGCCGAAUCAGCGUUCGAAGAACUGAAACAUCGCUUCGCCUCGGCUCCCAUUCUGAUGCAGCCGGACCCCGACCGCCAGUUUGUCGUGGAGGUGGAUGCAUCCGACACUGGGGUAGGUGCGGUGUUGUCACAACGUUCACCUGAAGAUAAUAAACUGCAUCCCUGUGCUUUUCUCUCAAGGAAACUUUCUCAGGCAGAGAGGAAUUAUGAUGUUGGCAAUCGUGAACUGCUCGCCGUUAAGUUGGCUCUCGAGGAGUGGCGACAUUGGUUGGAGGGGGCGGAACAACCCUUCAUUGUUUGGACGGAUCAUAAGAAUCUGGCUUACCUCCAGUCAGCGAAGCAGCUCAACCCCCGUCAAGCCAGGUGGGCACUAUUUUUUGGGAGAUUCAAUUUUUCUCUGUCUUACCGUCCUGGGUCACGCAACGUCAAGCCUGACGCCCUGUCUCGUGUUCAUUCGGCUGUUGAUACUGGUAGUAACCCUGAACCCAUUUUGCCUCCUACCUGCAGUAUUGCGGCCAUCACAUGUGACAUCGAGGGGAUUGUUAGACAGGCUCAACAUCAUCAAGCUGACCCUGGGAGGGGUCCUCCUAACCGGAUGUUUGUCCCUGAGUCUGCUCGCUCCCAGGUACUUCAGUGGGCUCACUCGUCUCCCCUUACCUGUCACCCUGGAGUUUCGCGGACCCUUGACUUUGUGCGACGGAAGUUCUGGUGGGCCACGAUGGAGGCGGACACUCGAGCCUUCAUUGCUGCUUGUACGGUAUGUGCACGAAGUAAGAACUCCACCCAGGCCAGCGCUGGUCAUCUACGACCUCUACCUAUACCCAGCCGGCCCUGGUCGCACAUCGCUAUGGAUUUUGUCACUGGACUUCCCCCUUCGUCUGGAAAGACUGUCAUUCUUACGGUGAUUGAUCGUUUUUCUAAGUUCGCUCAUUUUUUGGCCCUACCUAAACUGCCCACUGCCAGAGAGACGGCUGAUAUUUUGGUUGAACAUGUGUUCCGCUCUCAUGGUCUACCCACGGAUAUUGUCUCUGACAGGGGUCCCCAGUUUGUCUCCCAGGUGUGGAAAGCUUUCUGUAAAGCUUUGGGCAUCACAUCCAGCCUGUCCUCUGGAUAUCACCCCCAGACCAACGGGCAAGCCGAGAGAGCGAACCAGGAGAUGGAGACCGCUCUCCGCUGUGUCACAGGGUCUAACCCUGGGUCAUGGAGCACCAUGCUUCCCUGGGUGGAAUAUGCUCAUAACACCUUGACUAACGCUUCCUCUGGUUUGUCUCCUUUUCUGUGUGCUCUGGGUUAUCAACCUCCCCUGUUCCCUUCUCAAGAGAGGAAACUGGCAGUACCCUCGGUGCAGUCCCACAUGCGACGCUGCUUCAAGGUCUGGAGGAAGGCCAGGGUAGCUCUGUCCCGAGCUUCGGCGUACAUGCAGAGGCAAGCCAACCGUCACCGGUCCCAGGCUCCCGGUUACUCUCCUGGUCAAGAGGUAUGGCUUAAGUCACGUGACCUUCCAUUGAGGGUGGAGUCUAAGAAGAUGGCGCCUCGUUUUAUAGGACCGUUCAAGAUACUGUCUAUUGUUAACCCCUGCGCGGUUAAGCUACAGCUUCCUGCCUCCCUACGGGUUCAUCCCACCUUUCAUGUUUCCCAGAUUAAGCCUGUGUCGGUUAGCCCUCUGUGCCCGCCCUCUCGUCCCCCUCCUCCGCCCAGGAUCGUGGGUGGGGGUCCGGUCUACACUGUCCGGCGACUUCUGGAUGUUCGCCGCCGGGGUCGUGGUUUCCAGUACCUGGUGGAUUGGGAGGGUUACGGUCCUGAGGAACGUUCCUGGGUGCCCAGGAGCUUCAUUGUGGAUCCUGCUCUGGUCCGAGAGUUUCAUAGGUUACAUCCCGAUAAACCCCGUCGGCCGCCAGGUGGCGUCCGUAGAGGGGGGGGUACUGUUAGGCCUACUGCUGCUAGGUAGCUCUCUCUCUGCUCUCUCCCUCCCCUCUGUCUGUCCUUGAUUGCAGGAGUGAAGUCUGGUGUGCGGGAGUCAGGGUUCCAGCUGCAGCUCAUUCACCAUAAUCACCUCAGCCUUUAAGACCCGGUCAAACUUACCACUCAUCGUCAGAUCAUAGUCAAGACAACCAUGUUAGUCUCGCUGCCGACUCAACCUGUCUGUUUUCGCUCUUGUGUUUUUUGGCCUGUCUAUUUACUUUUUCUCCUGUGCCACAGAUAUUUGGAACCUGACUCCUGCCUCUGCUUCACUCCUGCCACCACCAUCCUGUUCUCCACUAUCGGACCUCUCCUUUGGACUCACCACGGACACUAGGACAUUACGGUACCACACCUGCCCUGACCUGGAUCUGUUACCCUCCCUGUAACCUGGACUUGCUCUUCCCCAUUUAUUGGAAACCUGGACUAUUGAACAUUAUAAUAAACCUGUUAAAACUUCUCUGGCUUGGUGUACUUGUCUGCAUUUGGGUUCUAUCCAGUUAAGUCAUAACAUAUAACUGUUUAAUCUCUGUCUAUAAAAUCAACAGCUGGUCAAUGACCUGAAGAUGGAUCUCUGUAUAGAUCAGGGCCCAGUUCCAUGGAACACACCUAUUGUGUAUGGCUGCCAUUAUUUUGGUCCACAGGUUUGUAGAAUCAUUGCUUAGUAUUUCAGAAUUUAACUGCAUGUAUAAUAUGGUGCAUCCUAUGGCAGACCUGGGAUUCAACCCAUACCACAAUGCAAAGUACUGUCAAUACCACAGACUCAGAAAAGCCUAAAUAUCUAUCCUCUCUGUCCAGAACUGUUAUUAUCGAGCCAGUGGGGAAAUCUACAUUGGAGGCAUCAAGUCUCACAAGUACAACAGUAAUCGCUGUCUGGUGGACACUGGCACUCGAACCCCAGGACUGUAUGAGUGCAAGGUGGCCAAGCAGAAGGGAUUCCACAUGCUCUGGGACUUUCAACAGGUAAGCACUCCAACGUGAAAUAGGGAAGUUGAUGCUUAUAAACUGUUGGAAACAAGGGAGAUGUCUAUGACAUUUUAAGUUUUUUUAUUGUGUUGUUGUACAGUAGAAUGUUUGCUGUGUUUUACAGGGAAAAGCCAUCCUGAACAGACAGACAAAGAGAUGUCUGGAGAUUGCCCCAGGGGACGACACCUACUACCAGCUCAUCAUUCAGGAGUGCAGUGGGCAGCACUGGAAAAUACAGAAUCUGAUAAAAGACUUCUGA
Molecule: messenger RNA, 7508 nt
Organism: Coregonus sp. 'balchen'
Lineage: Eukaryota; Metazoa; Chordata; Actinopteri; Salmoniformes; Salmonidae
Source: the annotation of a GenBank genome assembly